AUUAGAGAAAUUUAAUGGUGAAAAAUUCAGUUAAGUCCCUUUCCUGUCACCAGCGAACUUCCAUGCCAGAUUUGAUCCUCUGCAAUCUCCUGUGCUAAAUUCAAGCCAAAGCUACUUACAAGGAAUCCAGGAAAUCUGACAUAGGGAUUCAACAGUCUCUCCUUACCCAUUGCAGGUAUUCACCAUGGUUGGGGGGGUGUAAGUCCCACUGUCAUAGAAGGCAGUGAUGGCAAAAGCCCACUGGAUCCUGGAAUCCAUCUCCCUGCUAAGGCUGACCAGCUGUUCCUUAGCAGGACAGACUGACCAGUGAAGUGCUGCUAGUUAGGAUUAUUGUUGCACACUUAGUGUGGCACAGACAUAGAGGAAGACAGAGUUUGCUCCAGGGAGCGCUACUCUAUGAGCUUGAUCCUAUUCAAUGAAAGCAGAACUGAGGCUCCUCUCGACACUCAGUAGCAACACAGCCAUGAAGCCUGCACUGAAAGGCCAAACUUUCAGCAAUUUUCCUUUUCUUGUUUUAAAAAUACGAUGGAAUGCCUGUACAUUGACACUGUUUUUCUAUUGGCUGGCACCAGUGUUGCCUGGGUGACGGCUGUGAGCAAACACUUCUAAGGAACUUGGAGCCAGAUGCUUCAUGAACCCUGGGAAUCUGCAGCCUACAAGGGAUAGAGCAGAUCUUUGCACUAAGGAAAAAAACCUAUAAAUUGCAUUCAGACAGCUGAUGAGAAUGGAUGUGGAAGAUGCAGAUGCUGCCAUCAAGGAAAAAGCACACGUUGUAAUUGAGAAUGUAAUCCGGGAUGCAAAAGAACAUCUUCAAGAUUUGCAAGAAAAAGAGAGAGAAGCGGAGUACAUCAUCCAAAACAUUCAAUGGACAUCCUGCAAGGACUUUACAGUGGAGAGAGGACAGCAGCAAAUUGAGGAAUACAUGUCACAGACAUGGGAGUUUCAUGAGAGCUGGCUUCACUGGUCAGACUAUCUCCAGGAAGAAGAACUGAAGUACAGCAAAAGAUACCAUUACCGGGUUCGCUGGAGCAUCCCAACCUGCAGGAAGCCCAUCCCACGAGCUACAGCAUGCAUCUAUUUCAUCAUUGAAAUCUCCAAAAUUAAACCACCUGUAAGUAUUCAAAAUAUUACUCAACCAUCUCUUUUUCCCUUUUGAAAAG
This is a messenger RNA of Pelodiscus sinensis (Chinese soft-shelled turtle), 1160 nucleotides long. RefSeq names its product A-kinase anchoring protein 14 (gene AKAP14). Gene Ontology annotation, cellular component: cAMP-dependent protein kinase complex. NCBI's taxonomy places the organism in Eukaryota, Metazoa, Chordata, Testudines, Trionychidae. The record is from RefSeq and is a predicted model, not a curated record. Gene Ontology annotation, molecular function: protein kinase A regulatory subunit binding.